GCGCGCGGCGCGGGGGCGGGGCGGCGUGUGUUGGGGGCCAGCCUCGGUGUCAGCCAUCUUUCAAUUGUGUUCGCAGCCGCCGCCGCGCCGCCGUCGCUCGCUAACGCCAGCGCCGCCUCUAGCUCGCCGAGCUCCAGCCGAAGGAGAAGGGGGGUAAGUGAGGAGGUCUCAGUACCAUGGCUCGUACAAAGCAGACUGCCCGCAAAUCGACCGGGGGUAAAGCACCGAGGAAGCAACUGGCUACAAAAGCCGCUCGCAAGAGUGCGCCCUCUACUGGAGGGGUGAAGAAACCUCAUCGUUACAGGCCUGGUACCGUGGCACUCCGCGAAAUUAGACGUUACCAGAAGUCCACUGAACUUCUGAUCCGCAAACUUCCUUUCCAGCGUCUGGUGCGAGAAAUUGCUCAGGACUUCAAAACAGACCUGCGCUUCCAGAGCGCGGCUAUCGGUGCUUUGCAGGAGGCAAGCGAGGCCUACCUGGUGGGCCUCUUCGAAGACACCAACCUGUGUGCUAUCCAUGCCAAACGUGUAACAAUUAUGCCAAAAGACAUCCAGCUAGCGCGCCGCAUACGUGGAGAGCGUGCUUAAGAAUCCACUCUGAUGGAAACCGUUUCAUUCUUUAAAAAAAAAAAAAAAAAAUUUUCUCUUCUUCCUGUUAUUGGUAGUUCUGAACGUUAGAUAUUUUUUUUCCAUGGGGUCAAAAGGUACCGAAGUGUAUGAUUGCAAAUGGAAAAAUCGGGGACAGAAAUCAGGUAUUGGCAGUUUUUCCAUUUUCAUUCGUGUGUGAAUUUUUAAUAUAAAUGCGGGGACAUGAAGCAUUAAUGCAAGUCAAAAUGUUUCAGUGAACACGUUUCAGCAGUUCAACUUUAUAACAAUUAUAAAUAAACCUGUUAAAUUUUUCUGGACAAUGCCAGCAUUUGGAUUUUUUUAAAACGAGUAAAUUUCUUAUUGACGGCAACUAAAUGGUGUUUGUAGCAUUUUUAUCAUACGGUAGAUUCCAUCCAUUCACUAUACUUUUCUAACUGAGUUGUCCUACAUGCAAGUACAUGUUUUUAAUGUUGUCUGUCUUCUGUGCUGUUCCUGUAAGUUUGCUAUUAAAAUACAUUAAACUGUA
Molecule: messenger RNA, 1113 nt
Organism: Acinonyx jubatus (cheetah)
Lineage: Eukaryota; Metazoa; Chordata; Mammalia; Carnivora; Felidae
Product: histone H3.3A
Exons: 4
Coding region: 177-587 (136 amino acids)
Cellular component (GO): nucleosome
Molecular function (GO): structural constituent of chromatin; protein heterodimerization activity; DNA binding
Source: RefSeq, a predicted model, not a curated record